UGCCACUAUAAAAGUCACUCUAAUAACUCUCAAGUCUCAACUUCAUUACCUCGUUAAGGAAAGAAAAGAAACACAUACAUAGAGACAGCCGGGGUCAAAGGGGCAGACGCCGGAGUCGUUGACUCCGCAGAGAUCAUAGUCAAGUCAAGUCAAACUUUGCAAUGUGUCCUCCAGAGUCCAUUCCUCCUGCAGUUGAGCUCAAUGAGUAUUCAACAGAUGAAAGCGUCUUUAAGUCUUUGAUGCAAAUAAAAAGCGGAAGCUCUCUGCCUUCGAAUGUACUUUCCGAUGUGGAUCCGUACCAAUUCACACCCUCGAAUCUCCCUGCUGGUGUGUGGUACUUCUGGUCUGGGUCGAAAACGGAUACUGAAAACGGGAUCUGGAGAUCAACAGGGGAGACUCGUGAGACAUGCUCUUCUUUGAUUACGUGUUGGAGAAAGACUCUUCAGUUCUAUGAAGGGACAACUUCUGAAGGACAAAAGACUAACUUGAUGAUGCAAGAGUACACAACAAACGAUAAGUGUAGCGGUCAGAAGGAUCCUAGAGCACUAUACAAGGUAUUUUUUACAGAUGCGGCCGGUAGUGGCAGUGGACGACUUUCUGAUAGUGAAAUUCCGGUAAAGAACUUGGAUGAUGUGGCACGACCAUCAACCGUGGCUAAUCAAUCUCCGGGAGAUUAUGUUUCGAGGGGUGAUUACUUGGAGUUGGAUGAUCUUGCUAUUCCCCUAUCGCGUUCCACUUCUGCUGAUUCAAGCUGUAUGACAAGGAGUGUAACAUCGGAAGAUCUUUUUGAUUCAGACGCGUUGUUGUGUGAACUAGGAGAUGACAAUGCUGAUCACGAUUCAAGAGGCAAGUUGAAUCUCUCUGCAUCUGCAAAGUUGAAAGAAGUGGUCGUGCAACCAACCGCUUUAGAAUCUCUUGACAAGGAGCCCAAACCUUGUACAGGGCAAACCUCCAAAACGAAUUCCACUCCCGAAAGCGAACCAGGAGACCGUUGCAACAAUCAUACUUCAAAUGAGGCCGGCACCUCAUCAUCGUCAUCAUCUAGUAGUUCUGAAGGUUCCUCUAAAGAGGAAAGGAAAAAUCGAACCAAGAAGCGCAAGAUGAUGAAGUAUCUCUGUUUCUUGGCAUUCUAAAUCCACAAGUAAGCUGUUGAUGUUGUUUUUCACGAUAUUAAACGGUAGAUGCACGGUUGGGGGGCACGAUAAGCUUUAUUAGGGUCAAGUAGUUUAAGGUUAUGGUUUGAUAAUCAUUUAUAGAGACCCUCUGUAAAAGCAGAUACUAAUGAGCUGGUUUUUAGACGGAAUGUAGGUAUAUAAGAUAAUAUUUAGAGAGUUGCAUACGACCUGAGCGUGAUUGUUCACGUGUAUGCUUAUGUGUAAAUAGGGUGUCCGUCCCUCCGAAACACAUGAAGACUGAUGGUUUAUAUUGACGGGUUCUUAUUACCGUUAUGUAAAUAAAUGAAAAUGAUGAUGUAUAUUUAUGUAUGCUACAUUAAGACUGGAGAUUUUGGAACUUUGGUAGUUCAUUA
Molecule: messenger RNA, 1528 nt
Organism: Helianthus annuus (common sunflower)
Lineage: Eukaryota; Viridiplantae; Streptophyta; Magnoliopsida; Asterales; Asteraceae
Product: protein CUP-SHAPED COTYLEDON 2
Exons: 5
Coding region: 162-1133 (323 amino acids)
Biological process (GO): regulation of DNA-templated transcription
Molecular function (GO): DNA binding
Source: RefSeq, a predicted model, not a curated record